Molecule: messenger RNA, 1650 nt
Organism: Ochlerotatus camptorhynchus
Lineage: Eukaryota; Metazoa; Arthropoda; Insecta; Diptera; Culicidae
Product: membrane-bound alkaline phosphatase-like
Exons: 2
Coding region: 21-1565 (514 amino acids)
Biological process (GO): dephosphorylation
Molecular function (GO): alkaline phosphatase activity
Source: RefSeq, a predicted model, not a curated record
CCGCACUACUACCUUCAGCCAUGAAGACUUCGCUGGCAUUAGUUGCCAUUUGCGGUAUACUCACCACGGCUGCGAUUCCCCGCCGGACGUACGACAACGAUCACCAGCACAAACGGUCCUCUCCGGAUGACCCGAAUCAACAUGUGGGCUACCAGGAAAUCGAAACCACCUCGGAAUUCUGGCGACAGGCCGCCCGCAAUACCAUCGCAUCCAAACUGACCGAAUCUCCCGUAGUGUCAAAGCCCAAGAAUGUAGUCUUCUUCAUCGGUGACGGAAUGUCCCCACAAACGGUUGCCGCCACCCGGAUGUACCUUGGAAAUGAGAACAAAAUGCUUCCGUUCGAAGAGUUUGUCAACCUGGCAACCACCCGUACGUACUGUAUUGAUAAGCAGGUGGCCGAUUCGGCAUGUACGGCAACGGCGCUGCUCUCCGGGGUGAAAACCAACUACGGCAUGGUCAACAAGGCUUCGGAGAUUCCUUUCAAUAGCUGUGGAUCUGGUGCACAGAUCGAGGGCCUACUGAAGUGGGCACAGGAUAACGGCAUGAUGACAGGGUUGGUGUCGACAGCACGCGUUACCGAUUCAACUGCGGCGGCUGCGUAUGCCAGUGUGACUAACGAUAACUGGGAAGAUGAUUCGUACGUGAGAGCAAGCGGUUGUGAUCCAGCUAGUAAUCCGGACAUUGCUCAGCAGUUGAUCCAUGGCGAAGUGGGACGGAAUUUGAAUGUCAUUCUUGGUGGAGGCCGAAGACAUUUCAUACCGUCAACUGACAGGGACGAAGAGGGAAGCUACGGAUCCCGAACUGAUGGACGAAAUUUGAUCAACGAGUGGAAGCAGCUGCAUCCCGAUGGGGAGUUCAUCUGGAAUAGGACUGCUCUGACCUCAGUUAGGUUCAGUCAAACCGAGCGGUUGUUGGGACUGUUCGAGAGCAGCCAUUUGAUGUAUCACUUGGAAGUUCUGGAGCAAGGUGUGCAGAUGACUGAGCCGAACUUGCCGGAUAUGGUUGCGAUUGCGUUGAGGAUGAUGGACAGACAUGAAGGGGGAUUCUUUUUGCUAGUUGAAGGUGGUCGAAUUGAUACGGCCCAUCACGAAACGAGACCGCGCUUGGCACUGGAGGAAACUGCAGAGUUCUCCAGGGCAGUUGACUUGGUUCGGAGUAUGACCCGUGAGGAUGACACUCUGAUUGUGGUUACGGCCGAUCAUGGACACACCAUGACGUACAAUGGAUAUGCGAGCCGCGGCAGUGACGUUCUUGGCAUUGCUGGUCUCAGCGAUGAGGAUGGACUUCCGUACGCUACGUUGAGCUACGCCAAUGGGCCAGGAUACUACGGCACGUACAAGGAGGAAAAUCGUGGUGAACGGGUGGACAUUACCGGAAUGGAUUUCAAGAACUUCCGGACGCAGUACCCAGCGACGGUUCCGCUGGAUGAAUCUACGCACGGUGGCGAAGAUGUGGUGGUCUACGCUCGGGGUCCGAUGGCUCAUCUCUUCCGGGGCAACAUGGAGCAGAGUGCCGUUCCCCACUUGAUCGCCUACGCCACUCAGAUGGGACGGUUCAAGGUGUGAUAUGGGGUUGUGGGUUGUAGCUUUAACUUGAUUAGAUAAGAUCUGGUAGUCGACGUGUAGAAUUGUGACGUUUUUCAAUUACACA